AUGCAUGACCGCCAAAUUCAGCCACUUCCUCAUGAGGUAGCGGCCAAAAUCAAGUCCUCGACGUCAAUAACGCACUUGAAUGCCGUCAUCUUGGACUUGGUCAAGAACGCAUUGGAUGCAAAUGCGCAGAGCAUAUUUGUCACUGUCGACUACCGACGCGGAGGAUGCGUGGUCGAGGACGAUGGAGAUGGGAUUCUCCCUGUUGAAUUCCAGCUGGAGGGAGGCCUAGGUAAAACCCAUCACACCUCGAGAUACCAGUCAGAAUCGAGCACUUACGGCAGGAAGGGCUGCUUUCUGGCAUCGCUAUCCGCACUCUCGUUGCUGACCAUCACAUCACAUCAUCGCCAUCAUGCGAGCACAAACACCAUUAUGUUCCACCACUCCGUGACUGUUGCGCGGCUCUCUCCGGCCCCACGACACCACGCACUACGGUUCAGCGACCAUGGAACACGGGUUACUGUCAACGACCUUUUUGGAAACAUGCCAGUUCGUGUGAAGAGCCGUGCUCUGGCUCUACAGAAAUUAGAUGAGCUAGACCGUCAAUGGGAUGACUUGAAACAUCUACUGGUCUCACUUAUGAUCGCUAGCGGUGGCCUUCCGAAGCUGACCGUCUCGGACACGGAUAAGGAACGGAAGUUAACCAUUCGUCCUCGCCAAGGCCCUCUUGUUGAUGGAUUGGAUCUGAUCCGGCUCAGUUCUGUUCUCUCGCAGGCUGGUUUGGUGGAUACCGCAAGUACGAGGAAAUGGCAUGCCGUCUCUGCAACCGUUCCGCAUCUGACGAUCAACGCUGCGCUAUCUCUCGUCCCAAAUCCGUCGAAGAAGGUCCAAUUCAUCUCCAUGGGAGCUGAGCCUAUAUUCUCCCAAAACCAAGCGAACAUACUCUACCACGAGGUCAACCGUUUGUUCUCUAAUUCUGAUUUUGGCGCGAUUGGAAACGUGCGCUCAAGCUACGGAUCCGGCAUCGAGGACCGUGGACCUGUGGCCGUGAACAAGUGGCCCAUGUUUUCUAUCCGCAUCGACUCGGCUGACACUACAAGCAGCGACGAGGAACUACCCGAGUCGGACAAGUCGCUACAACGGAUCUUGGAUAUUCUCGGACUCAUGAUCGAUGAAUUUUUGAAAGAGCACAGAAUGCGUCCGAGGGGCGGAAGAAGACAGCGCCAAAAUCCUGCCCAAGUAGAAUCCCAAUCGCGCUCCGAGGUAACGGAGACCCGCAACCCAAUCUCGAGCACAGAGCUUUCAGGAAACCAGGUGAAGCUUCCGUCUUUCUCUCGCCCAGGUUUGGGUAGCCAUUUUGGAAAUUGGUCGCGUGUCAAAAGCGGAAACAGCCACUCUAAUGGCUCGACGCAGGUGAAAACCAUAUCUUCUGUCUUACCUAGUGAUGAUGUGAGAAUUAGUACCCCAGAAACGGUAGAAGGGGGUCUACUCUUGGAGUCCACGGUUGGCGAUACUGCCAAACCACCGCAGCAGGUAGCCGUGGAAACUCAAACUCAGGACGGUGAUGGGUUGAUUCCUUGGGUGGACCCAUACACGGGAGUGAAGCACUGGAUCAACUCACGGACUGGUCAGUCCGUCAACGUUCGACCAUCCGCUGCUUCAGCGCUGGCCAAACGCCCGAGGACAACAGGGUCUCUACUCACCCGGGUCUUGGAUGGCCGGAAGCGGCCAGCGUCUGCUUUGCCGGACUCGCAGAAUACGUGGUUGGAACAUCUUUUUGAUAAUUGGAAGAAUCCUGUUUUUGGUCGAUCUGAACGGCCGAUAAGUGCUCUGGAUACGGAUUCUGAGCACGACGGCGCGGAAGCGCCUAACUUUCACAAACACUGCGGACUGGAUAGUUUUGGAGUAACUAAGUACCGUGGAAAACUGCGCAAACGGGAGUUGAAGGCAGCGAAAGUUAUCGGCCAGGUCGAUCGAAAGUUUAUCCUGGUGGAACUAACUCAUACCGACUCAUCAUCUCUUAUCCUUAUCGACCAACAUGCGGCAGACGAGCGGUGUCGGAUAGAACGCCUGUCCAAGGACUUUUUCAAUGGAUUGGACGUACAGACGAUUGAGGUGGUGCCGAUGGAACUUGAGAUCCCAGCUGCUGAAGCUUUGAUGUUCAGACGACAGGCAGAUUUUUUUGGGUCUUGGGGCAUCGAAUACGCGGUCCAGGAAGCUACAAGGAGCGACAAGACAUCGAUAUCGGUAUCAGCACUCCCAACUCUCAUCGCAGAACGCUGCCGGGCAGAACCAGACCAGCUGAUGGGUAUUCUCCGUGCGGAGGUUUGGAAACGGACCGAGGGCAAUUCCCGCCCACUGACGCCUGUUUCUGGAAGAACAGAGCCUGGAGAAGAUUGGGUCCGGCGGAUGGCAGGAUGUCCUCAGGGAAUCCUCGACAUGCUCAACUCGCGAGCGUGCCGAACUGCAAUUAUGUUCAACGACGUUUUGAGUGUUGAUGAGUGCAGAAAUCUCGUCAGUCGCUUGGCAGAUUGUGUUUUCCCUUUCCAGUGCGCGCAUGGCCGGCCAUCGAUGGUACCCCUGUUGGACUGGCGUGGGAGCGUUGGGAGUGUGGAAAAUGCAGCCGGGGGUGAGGCCGGCUUUGGUUUUACUGAGGCUUUCAAACGAUGGCAGUCGACAUAG
This is a messenger RNA of Aspergillus mulundensis, 2619 nucleotides long. RefSeq names its product putative DNA mismatch repair protein (Mlh3). Gene Ontology annotation, cellular component: mismatch repair complex. The record is from RefSeq and is a predicted model, not a curated record. Bases 1 to 2619 code for a protein of 872 amino acids. Gene Ontology annotation, biological process: mismatch repair. Lineage: Eukaryota; Fungi; Ascomycota; Eurotiomycetes; Eurotiales; Aspergillaceae. The transcript has 2 exons. Gene Ontology annotation, molecular function: ATP-dependent DNA damage sensor activity; ATP binding; ATP hydrolysis activity.